Messenger RNA from Lycium ferocissimum, 2064 nucleotides. RefSeq lists its product as uncharacterized. The transcript has 7 exons. The record is from RefSeq and is a predicted model, not a curated record. The coding region runs from base 1 to 2064 and encodes 687 amino acids. NCBI's taxonomy places the organism in Eukaryota, Viridiplantae, Streptophyta, Magnoliopsida, Solanales, Solanaceae.
AUGCAGAUUACAGUUGGUCAGGAGAUUAUCAUAAUUGCUGAACCAGUAGAAGUAUUGCUACCAAUUAGAGAAUCAGCUGAACAACAACCUGCAAAAGAAAGCAAAGGGGCAGAAGGUAAGCAGCUACAUAUAGAAGAAGAUAGAGGUAUAGAGGACAGAGCACAAAAUAUUAAAAAAGCAGUUAGAGAUGCAGAUGUUUCACCAAAGGCUAUAGCAAAGAGUGGAAAGAAGGCCAAGCACACAGAGAUUCAACAGACCAAGAGGUCUGUUAAUACUCAACAAGCUUUUCAGAGACUAAUCAACAUGCAAAGACAAUGCAAAUGCUUCAUAAUUGCUUUAAUGGAACCAUUUCAGAAUUGUAGGCAUCUUCAAAAAUAUAAAAGAAGAUUGGGUAUGGAGGCUGCUUUAUCAAACACUAAUGGAAAGAUAUGGGUAUUUCUUGAUUCUGAGAUGCAAUGGGAGAUAGUGUUGGAUACAGAACAACAACUUACUCUGAAGUUACAACAUCAAGGCAUAGAGAAGGACUUCUUGGCUACCUUUGUCUAUGCUAAAUGUGAUGGAAAUGAGAGGCCGACUUUAUGGGAUAAUAUUUAUCAGAUAGCAGAUAGCAUGAACCUACCAUGGAUGGUUGGAGGGGAAUUUAAUGUUAUUUUAGCUGAUGAGGAAAAAUUGGGUGGAUUACCUGUCACAUUAGAUGAAUGUGAGGAUUUUGCCUUUUGCAUAAACUCUUGUGGUUUACUAGAUAUGGGAUUCAAAGGAAGCUUGUUUACUUGGUGGAAUGGAAGAUCAGCAGAAGACUGUAUUUUCAAAAGGCUGGACAGGAUCCUGGUUAACAAUUCUUUGCAGGAGAUGUUUCCCCAAAUUGAAAUUGAGCAUCUGAUUAGAACAGGAUCAGAUCAUGACCCACUACUUAUGUCUUGUGGAGAAGAAGUUAUCAAUGUUAUUAAACCUUUUAGAUUUUUGAAUUUCUGGGUUCAACAUGAAUCAUUCAAAGAUCUAGUUUCUCAACACUGGAGAACUGAAUUUGUGGGUACUCUAUAUUUGGUCUUCAAGGAAGAGGUGGUGAAGGUGAAAGAAGCAUUAUUUGAGGAAGAUCCAAGCAUUGUCAACAGAAUUGUUCUUCAGAAAGCACAAGCUGAAUUAAAGAAAUACUUACACUUUGAAGAACAAUAUUGGAGACAAAAGCAGGGGUUACAUGAAUCAAUUCACUGUGAUGGAGAUACUACUGACUUUGAGAUUGUGAAGCAUGUUGCUACUAUGGUAGAUCAUGAACAAAAUAUGGGCAUGUGUGCUUAUCCAAACAAGGAUGAAGUUAAAGAAACAGUUUUUGCAUUAAGUGGAGAAAGUGCUAGUAGUCUAGAUGGAUUUACUGGGAUUUUUAUCAGCAAUGUUGGGAUAUUGUUGGAAAUGAUAUUAAUUAGUUUGUCUAAUUUCGUUAACAAAGUGACUUCUAGGGUGCUUCAUGGGAGGUUGGAAAGGUUAAUGCCAAGGUUGAUUUCUCCUAAUCAAUCAGGGUUUGUGAAAGGAAGGAGCAUUUUUGAGAACAUUCUUCUUACUCAGGAGAUAGUCUUAGAUAUCAGACUUAGAGAAAAGCCUGCUAAUGUGGUUAUCAAGUUGGAUAUGGCCAAGGCUUAUGAUAGAGUCUCUUGGAAGAGGCUGGUUGAUAACAAUCGGUAUUCUAUUCUUUUGAAUGGGCGGGCUACAGGUUUCUUUAAAUCUUCUAGAGGUGUUAAACAGGGAGACCCUCUUUCUCCUGCACUAUUUUCGCUAUCAACAGAAGUGUUAUCUAGGGCUUUGAACUCUCUUUUUGAUGACAGUAGAUUCAUUGGCUAUGGGAUGCCAAAGUGGACCUAUCCUAUGAAUCAUCUUGAUAAUGCAGAUGACACUAUUAUAUUUGCUUCAGCUGAUGAUUACUCUCUGAUUUGCAUUAUGCAAGUGCUGAGUGCAUAUGAGCAGACAUCUGGGCAUCUUAUUAACAAGGGGAAAAGCUCUUAUUUUAUGCAUAGCAAGAUUGGGAAUGAAAUGUUACAGAGAGUAGGUGAUAUAAUGAGAUUUGCAAAGUGA